Coniophora puteana RWD-64-598 SS2 is the source of this 1008-nucleotide messenger RNA. Its product is annotated as Aldo keto reductase. The record is from RefSeq and is a predicted model, not a curated record. The transcript is spliced from 9 exons. Bases 1 to 1008 code for a protein of 335 amino acids. Lineage: Eukaryota; Fungi; Basidiomycota; Agaricomycetes; Boletales; Coniophoraceae.
AUGGCGUUCAUAGUCCGUUUGGGCCAGUCCGGCCUCAAGGUCUCAAAGAUUAUCAUGGCUUUGAUGUCCUUUGGCGACUCCAGCUUUUCCCCCUGGCUGCUUCCUGAAGAUGAUUGCAUUAAGUUCGUUAAGGCUGCGUAUGACGCCGGCAUCCAGGCCUUUGACACCGCGAACGCAUACUCCAAUGGCAAGUCGGAGAUCAUGCUCGGCAAUGCGAUCAAACAGCUUCAGCUCCCUCGCGAGGAACUUGUUAUUCUCACCAAGCCCUACUUCCCGAUUCCCAGCGAGUUCGGCAGGAACAUUAUGGCGGUCCCGGAUCCUGACACGAUCGGGUUUGUGAACCAGCAUGGCCUUAGCCGCAAGCAUAUCUUUGACUCGGUGAAGGCGAGUCUCAAGCGUUUGCAGCUGGAUUAUAUCGACGUCCUCCAGUGCCACCGCUUUGACUACAAUACUCCAUUCGAGGAGACGAUGCAAGCUCUCCACGACGUUGUACAGGCCGGAUACGUUCGAUACAUCGGCAUGAGCUCGUGCCAUGCCUAUCAGUACUAUGCUAUCCAGAACAAGCUCACGCUGUUCAUCUCGAUGCAGAACCACUGCAGCUUGCUCUAUCGCGAAGAAGAGCGCGAGAUGUUCCCUACACUGAAGAUGUUUGGUGUUGGCUCCAUCCUCUGGUCCCCACUCGCUCGCGGUCUGCUCUCACGUCCACGCGGAGAACAAACAAAGCGCGGCGAAUCCGACCGCAUGAUCAAGAUGCUUGGAGGGUCCGAUGCUGCGCACCAGAUCGUCGACCGCGUCGAGGAGAUCGCGAAGAAGCGCGGGAUCAACAUGAGCCAGGUUGCGCUUGCGUGGACACUCGCCCAGCCGGGUGUCACGGCUCCUAUUGUUGGCACGACGAAGCUGGAGAAUCUCCAGGAUUCCAUUGAGUCCGUUCACGUCAAGCUUACGGAAGAGGAGGUCAAGUACCUCGACGAGCCCUAUGCUCCACAGCAAAUCAUCGGUCAUAGUUAG